AUGGACGCGGAUCUCGCCAUGUCGAUCGCUGUCAAGGCCUCUACCACCCUCAUCGCUGCCACUUCAUUUCCACAAGCGUCGCCAACACCGCAACAACACAUGUUAUACUAUCAUGGCGCCACCGUGACUGGGAUGGGAGAAGACCCGAAUGGAGAAGGUGGCGAAUGCAAACUUCUCGGUCCUUUCUCUCUGGUUGUUCAGGCCGCCCUUGGGGCGCUGGCGCUACUGUCGUUGGUCUUUAAACGAUGGAGAGAACGGCCCCAAAGGCCAAUCAAGGUGUGGGCAUUUGACGUUUCGAAGCAAGUGUUCGGCUCGUUCAUGCUUCAUCUGGCAAAUCUUCUCAUGUCCAUGUUUUCGGCGGGUCAACUGGAGAUUCGGAUGGACUACAAACCGAACCCUUGUUCCUUCUACCUAUUGAAUCUUGGGAUUGAUACCACUCUAGGCAUUCCCAUAUUGAUUGUUGCGCUUCGAAUUUUGAACCUUAUUGCAUCCUACACCCCUCUCGCCAACCCACCAGAAUCGAUACAGUCUGGGAACUAUAGCCACCCACCUCGCGCAUCAUGGUGGUUCAAGCAAUCCAUCAUAUACUUUCUGGGACUGCUCAUAAUGAAAAUAUGCGUAUUCUUCUUGAUACAGCUGUUCCCCUUUAUUGUUAAGGUUGGGGACUGGGCUUUGCGAUGGACAGAAGGAAACACUGCUCUGCAGAUCACCUUUGUGAUGCUUCUCUUCCCCGUCACCAUGAACGCCAUCCAAUACUACAUCAUCGACACAUUUAUCAAGAAACCCAUACCUCAUGACUUCUUUGCCGAUGAUGUUUCUCGCGGCGACGCUGUUGCGGAUGAGGACCUUCAUCGGGAAGGUCUUCUCGCUGGUAUCGACGAUGCCUACUCAUCCGAUUCUGAGGAUGAUUCUUCCCCAGGGAAAAAAUCUCCCCUUCCGGUACCACAAACCAAGAUUUCCAUCCAGGAAUCAGAAGUAACUACGAACGAGGAUCAUUCAUCACUCCCACCUUACCACCCACCUAGCUCCAGUUCUAGCGGCGGUCGUCGCGAACAUGAGGAACAAUCUAAGUCGGCCGCUUAAGUGUACCACUGGUAAUUACCUUGAUUAAGUUGUUUUACUGGUACUGG
Molecule: messenger RNA, 1130 nt
Organism: Penicillium pulvis
Lineage: Eukaryota; Fungi; Ascomycota; Eurotiomycetes; Eurotiales; Aspergillaceae
Product: STIMATE family protein
Exons: 2
Coding region: 1-1083 (360 amino acids)
Cellular component (GO): membrane
Source: RefSeq, a predicted model, not a curated record